Molecule: messenger RNA, 261 nt
Organism: Knipowitschia caucasica
Lineage: Eukaryota; Metazoa; Chordata; Actinopteri; Gobiiformes; Gobiidae
Source: the annotation of a GenBank genome assembly
AUGCCCAUGGAGCAGUUGAGGGACCGGCUCAACCCAGAGGGGGAGGCUCCGCGCUCGGCUGGACUGCAGGGGGAUGUGCGCCUGCUGGACUGGACUGGAUCACACCGAGGACCGAGGACCCACCAGCGCUCAGUGUUCACCAAACCUCUCCCCCUGAACCCUAAUCCUGUCUAUGAAGGCCUCGUCUCCUACGUGCAGAAUGGACCGGUCUGGUGUUGGCUGCAGAAUGGAGACGGAUGCGGAGUGACGGAUGCCCGAUGA